UCCCUGCCCCCCACCCCCACCCCCAGCAUUCAGCCGUCUGAGGGGCCUCUGCCCUGUGCCUGCCUUGUCUCCCUUAGGAGCGGGGCCACAGUCCAGGGGAGCAGAGCGCCUGUUGGCCAGGCUGGGGCUGGGCCGCCUUGGGGCGUCCUCAGCUCUGGCAGUCCCUGUAGCCGUGGGGUUUCCCUGCAGUUUCUAAGGUUCUUUGUUUGCUAAGGGGCGGUUGGGGUGGUGCCUCCUGGCUGUGAGACCUCAGGCAGCAUGUGCUCGCCUCUCGAGCCUGUUGACUCCGGACCCCUGGAAGUGGGCAGCGUGAGGCUUAAGGGGCAGUGCUGAGCACAGGGCCCGGCCUUUGAGCCUCGUGGCGGAGCUGCCAAGCCCUCGGUGGAGCAGCAGGGCCUGAAAAGGAAAGUCCUCUCUGCUCUGCCACGGCUGGGGCUCAGGGCUUCCCUGUGCCUGUCUGGUUCCUCCGAGGCGGGGCCGUGGGCGUGUGGUCACAGCCCCUCUGUCGGCACAGUGGGAGAGCUGGCUCCAGGACUUCCUCUGGAUCCCUUAAGAGUCUGACGCCAGACUCAGCCCCAGGCGGGAGCCGAUGGCUGGGUGUGUGGGUGGAGGAAGGCCAGAGCCUGGGCACCAGAGUCGGGCUUGGAGGGUGCCAUCAGCGGAGCUGUCAGGGUGGCGUGUCGGGAUGUGGCAGGAACGCCGCGCUGUUUUGUAAUUGCUCCUUAGAGGACACAGGGACUUGUUUCGCCCUGGAACCCCUGCUCUCUAAGUGCUGGUAAAAUAACAAACUAGCCACCCUAGCCAGCUGUCAGCCACACUUGGUGUGCACCGUCUGUCUCCAGAACCUCACCCUCCUGGCCGCCUUUCUACUCUUGAGUUUCAGUAGCUUUUUCGGGGGGUGUGUUCUGUGGCACCUGUGCCUGCUCCACGCAGUGUCAGGUCCUCAGCUCGUCUGCACGGAGCACAGGGCUCGAGGCCCUGUCUGAGGCUGCACAGCUCUUUGUACGUGUGAGCCCUGGGUCACAGCCCUUGGCUUCCGCGUGUGGGGUGAAUGCUGCAGCUGUGAGCAAAGGUGUGCUGGUCUCACGGACCCCCCAUGGUCAGAGAGGACCUGCUGGCCUGCUCCCAGCAGUGCACAAGGGUUCACUCUCCAUUGGCCAUUGUACUGGGUGUGAGGUUUAUAUUUCCCUAAUGAUUGGUGGUAUUGAGCACUUUUUUUUUUUUUUUAAGAUUUUUAUUUAGUUAUUUAAGAGGUAGGGUUAGAGACAGAGAAAGGUCUUCCAUCCCAAAUGGCCACAAUGGCUGGAGCUGAUCUGAAGCCAGGAGCCAGGAGCUUCUUCCGGCUCUCCCAUGUGGGUGCAGGGGCCCAAGGACUUGGGCCAUCUUCUACUGCUUUCCCAGGCCAUAGCAGAGAGCUGGAUUGGAAGAGGAGCAGCCAGGACUAGAACCGACGCCUAUAUGGGAUGCUGGUGCCACAGGCGGAGGCUUAGCCCGCUACGCCACGGUGUCAGCACCCCACCCCCCUUUUUAGGUCUGUUUAUCUGAAAGCAGAGUUGCAGAGAGAGAAGAGAUCCAUCUGCUGCUGCUUCACCAGGCGCAUUAGCAGGGGCUGGAUCAGAACUGAGAAGCCAGCACUCGAACCGGCACCCAUGCAGGAUGCAGGUGUCCCAGGGGUGGCUUAGCUCACUGAGCUACAGUGGCAGCCCCAUGUUGAGCACUUUUUGUGCUUACUGGUGUAUUGCAACUUUUUAGCUCAUUUAGUUGUGUCAUUAGCACAACUCGUGUGUUGAGAUACACCCCAUGAGCUGGCCGGCGCUUGGCUUUGGGUAGAGGACCUUGCUGGCCACCGAUGGUACUGGUUAAAGUGGGGGCAUCACUUCUGGGAGACCCCUGGCUUGGGCUUCCUCCCUCCUGGUUACAGUGCCCAGGACACUGAGCACAAAGGCAGGGUUCUGGGCAGAUGCUUUGGGGCAGGCAGUGAAACAGGGACCAAAGAACCGGAAGUGAGCAAACAAAACACUGAUUGAUGGGAAAGCCAGGAAGUGGCUAGGGUGCAGAUUUAAAUACAGAAGCCUGGAGAAACAGACCAAGCCAGUGGAGGAGGCAGGGGGGGCUUCCUGUGCCCUGUGAGCUGCUGUCUCCCAGCCCUGGACCCUGUGCCCCUCAAGUGUGGGGAGUUGAGUGAGCUGCAGGUGGGUGGGUGUGGACCUAAGAGGGCUGGGACAUGAUGUGGCAGGAGGCCACAGGUGAAGGGGUCUGAAGCCUCCAGGGAGUUGAGCUGGACAAGAGGAAGUCACCAAAGCUCAUGGCAGAGAAGUGCAGUGACAAAACAGCUGAGAAAUCAGCUGUUGGGAAACAGCCCGGUAGGGCUUGAGGGUGGGGUGGGACACAGGGCAGCGCUGGCAGUUGUCCACUGUGCCCAGGUGACCUCGCCCUCCCUGCACUCACUGCUGUGUGCAUGGAAGUACGGCCCCACUGCCAGACCUUGUCCCCAGACAGCACAGGGCCCCUGGGGGUGCAUGGAUGCCAGCUUCCAGGGCACCCCUGCAUCUUUCUACUGGGCCAUGGUGGGGGCUAGCCCUCUCUCACCCCCACCCGGCUCCUGCAAACAUCAGGAGUGUCCAGGUGGAAGACAGGACCCAGCUCCCAGGCCGCAAUCCUGGGAAUGUUUGCUCCUGGGUGGAGGGUGAGGAAGUAGAGAUGUUGCAAUCGCUCCUUCCACGUCAGAUGUGUCUCGUGAGGCAGGCCGCUCCCCACCUGCUGGCCCACGCGCCUGCCUUCUGGCCUGGCUCUGAUAACAAACCAGAAACUGUAAAGGGGCCGGGAUGCCUGGCUCAGAGCAGAGAGUCAUUGCCAGAGCAGUUCUCUCAGGGGGAAGAGGCUGCCUGGAGGCGGAGACGGGACCCAGGGCCGCCAGCACCAGAGGGUCUGCGAGGAGCAUGGCGGGCAGCCCCGAGGUGGUGGCCAUGGACUGUGAGAUGGUGGGGCUGGGGCCCCUGCGGGAGAGCGGCCUGGCACGCUGCAGCCUGGUGAGCCUGCAGGGCACCGUGCUCUACGACAAGUUCAUCCUGCCCGAGGGGGAGAUCACCGACUACAGAACCCGGGUCAGCGGGGUCACGCCUCAGCACAUGGCCACGGCCACCCCGUUCGCCCAGGCCAGGCGAGAGAUUCUGCAGCUGCUCAGAGGCAAGCUGGUGGUGGGCCAUGACCUGAAGCACGACUUCCAGGCUCUGCGGGAGGACAUGGAGGCCUACACCAUCUACGACACGGCCACCGACAGGCUGCUGUGGCGCGAGGCCAGACUGGGCUCCUGCAGACGAGUGUCCCUGCGGGUGCUGUGUGAGCGCCUCCUCCACAGGCACAUCCAGAACACUGGUCUGGGCCACAGCUCGGUGGAAGACGCAAGGGCGACCAUGGAGCUCUUCCGCGUGUCCCAGCGGAUCCGGGCCAGCCGGGGGCUGCCCUGCCUGCCUGUGUCCGACUGAGGCUCGUCCAGCCUCCGUCCUGGCCACGAUGCGCCUGUGCUUUGGAAAGUGCACCUUCAGCAGUAAAGCGACUCCCACGCC
Molecule: messenger RNA, 3566 nt
Organism: Oryctolagus cuniculus (rabbit)
Lineage: Eukaryota; Metazoa; Chordata; Mammalia; Lagomorpha; Leporidae
Gene: ISG20
Product: interferon stimulated exonuclease gene 20
Biological process (GO): RNA catabolic process; defense response to virus; DNA catabolic process
Cellular component (GO): nucleus
Molecular function (GO): exonuclease activity; nucleic acid binding
Source: RefSeq, a predicted model, not a curated record